Poecilia reticulata (guppy) is the source of this 4117-nucleotide messenger RNA. Its product is annotated as glucose-6-phosphate exchanger SLC37A4-like. The record is from RefSeq and is a predicted model, not a curated record. Gene Ontology annotation, cellular component: endoplasmic reticulum membrane. Gene Ontology annotation, biological process: glucose-6-phosphate transport; phosphate ion transmembrane transport. Gene Ontology annotation, molecular function: glucose 6-phosphate:phosphate antiporter activity. Lineage: Eukaryota; Metazoa; Chordata; Actinopteri; Cyprinodontiformes; Poeciliidae.
GUGGACGCACUAGCUGAGCUGCUGAUUCGUGAGCGCGCUCCGUUCUUGUAACGCGUAUGGGACGAACCAGAGACGUGGAUGAAGGCUGGUGUGAGGUUUCCCUCCUCUGUCCUUCCUUCUCGCACACAAGCAACUCUCUCAGACGUACAGAGCUUCAAGGCGGCAAGGAGUUCUGCUUAUGGAAAACCCUCCACCUCAACCGCCUGGCGGAUGCUACAGCUUGCUACUUUUGCUGGCUAUGAUUUAAAGACCAGAGGGCCCAAAUGCAGGACUAGAAAAAGGCUAAUUUGUUACAUUUUGAUCAGUUGACUGUAAUCAUGGCGGCCACAGGCUACGGCUACUACCGUGUGGUCAUCUUCCUGUGCAUGUUCACUGGCUACUCACUGUAUUUCUUUAACAGGAAGACAUUCUCUUUUGUCAUGCCGUCUGUGAUGGAGGAGAUAGAACUGGACAAAGACGACUUGGGUAUGAUCACCAGCAGUCAAACCAUGGCCUACGCCAUCAGUAAGUUCAUCAGCGGCGUGCUGUCGGACCAGAUCAGCGCCCGCUGGCUUUUUUCCAUCGGCCUCUUCUUGGUCGGAGGCAUCAACGUGGCCUUCUCCUGGUCUUCAACUGUGUCCAUGUUCUCCCUGCUCUGGUUCAUCAACGGCCUGGGACAGGGCUGUGGGUGGCCCCCAUGUGGGAAGGUGCUUCGGAAGUGGUAUGAGCCGUCCCAGUUUGGAACAUGGUGGUCUGUGCUGUCCUGCAGCAUGAACCUGGCUGGGAGUCUGGGUCCGCUCAUGGUCACGGUGCUCCUGCAGUAUUACGACUGGAGGACGAUUCUGGCCAUGUCUGGCGUGUUCUGUGCUGCCUUCUCAUUAGUUUGUCUGGUAUUCGUAAAGAACGAGCCGAAGGACGUGGGCCUUCCCAGCAUCGAAGCUGCAGCUAAGAAGGGUGUGAAAGGAGGCAACAGUGAGAGCACCCUGAGCGAAUUUCUCCUCUCUCCCUUCCUGUGGGUCCUCUCUCUGGGCUACCUGGUUGUUUUUGGGGUGAAGACGGCAGCCACUGACUGGGGGCAGCUGUUCCUCAUGCAGGAGAAAGGCCAAACUGUUCUCAUGGGCAGCACCUACAUGAGUGCGCUGGAGGUUGGAGGGUUCGUCGGCAGCCUCUCGGCAGGUUUCAUCUCGGACAGAGCCGUUGCCCGCAAAGGCUUGAGCACUCAUGGCAACCCCCGUCAUGGUCUGCUCAUUCUCAUGAUGGCUGGCAUGUACGUGUCCAUGUAUCUGUUCAGAGUGACCAUCACACCUGAAGUACCAAAGGAAGCUCCUUUGUGGGUCCAGGUCAUCCAUCCGGUGUCUGUUCUACUUGGAGUCUCAGAGAAAGAGAUUUGGAUUCUCUUCCUUGGUGCCAUGUUUGGGUUUUCUUCGUAUGGACCAAUCGCCUUGUACGGAGUGAUAGCAAGCGAAAGUGCUCCUUCCAAUUUCUGUGGAACGUCUCAUGCCGUCGUCGCGCUGAUGGCAAACGUGGGGGCUUUCAUGGCAGGGCUUCCCUUCAGCACUGUUGCCAAGCAGCACAGCUGGGACACGGCCUUCUGGGUAGCUGAAGUCAUAAUGGGCAUCACCACCAUUGCGUUCUUCCUUGUGCGCAAUAUGCGCACCAAAAUGGGGCGAAUCGCAGAGAAACUGGACUAGUGCAUAUUUUUUUAGGGGUUGAACUAUUCACACAGUACAGCGCAGUGAUUUAAUAGGAGCUUUAUUGUACAAACUAAUGUGAAACACAAAUUAAUCUGAAGAUCUUCCCAUUAUAAAUCUGUAGAUACUCAGGGUGGCUGUAAUUUAAUCACUUUAUAUUUGUAAUGAAAUGGUCACUUAGACAGAUUUAAUCUUCACUAGCACCAGCCAUGCAGUCGAUCACUUUUGUUCACAAGCUUCUGGACAGAUCUCUGGACGUAUGAUGCUCUCUAAAGGAAGCCACUCUAGCAUGAUUGUCUGUACUGAUGUGUUGUUUUCUUUCUCAAGAUGAAUAGUUUGUGCUGUUCACAGCAUUAAUUUCCUGAAGAAUGUGGCUAUGCACCAUCGAAAGUUUCAGUCGAAUGUUUAGAUCCAUUGUGGAGAUGAAUGUCAUAUUAAUCUGGGGCUUUCACUGAUUUAUUUGGUGAAAUGAAUGAAUAAUAUUCAACUGCAAUGAGAUUUACAAACACCAGGAAGACCAGGGCGCCUGGUCCAAAACCGACCCGUUCUAGCUUGACUGAAAUUUGCAGCUUCUCAAACCUAAAGAACACUGAACCACCUGUGAAGCACGGUGGUGCUAGUGUCAUUCUGUGUGUCUGUUUUACUGCCAGCAAUAGGGAUGCAAUGCAAUAAGUGGAUUAGGGCUGAAACAUUAAAUGGAUUCAUCACAUUAGUCGCGAUGAAUCGAUUAUUGAAAUAAUCGUUAACUAAAUAAUCAGUCAAAUAACUAAAUGAUUAAAGCAGUAAUUAAGCCAAAACUGUACUAUUUAUAUUUAUAUAUACAUGUCUAUAAAUAUGUGUUAGCCAAAACUCUUCAGCUUUUAGAUUUAGCUUCACCAGGUUUAGAUUUAAUAAAGGAAUUCUGUUAUUCCUUUUUAGAAAAUAAGAUGUUAAUUAUUUUAAAAAGCAAACUGAAUUAUUUGUUUAUUUUGAUCUUUUAAUGUGUUUCUAGUGUUGUAUAACAAAGGCUUAAGUGGUUAAAUGAAAAAUCUACAGAAGGUGCCUUUUUUUAAAUUUGAUUACUCAUCAGAAUAAUCGAUUACUGCGAUGAUUGUUAGUUGCUGUUAGCCCUAAAAUGGAUAAAAAUUAUUUAACCUCCAAUUUCUUUCCACAGCUCUUCCAGGAAUGUAAAAUUCUAGUGUUUGGGGAGGUUAGUGUCAUACAACAUUUAUAAAGAGACAUUAAUGUCUCCUUUAAAAGUGCUGAGUGAAUAAAGUAGGUCAUUAGUGUGUCUCUUGGGGAUGUUGGCCUAGCAAAGUGUCUGAAACUGGCACCGGCCCCUUCGGAGGGAACUUUGAACCCCUUGAACCAGGUAUGUGAAACGUGAACAAUGAUUCAUCAAAGCUUUUUUUGGAAUAAUUAGGGCUCGAAUAAUUAAAGCAAAGCAAAAUGUGAUGUUCUUGAACGGCUUUCCCAAAGCCCCUACCUCAAGAGAAAAGUGUAUGAAUGAUAUUUAAAGGCUGGGUUUUGUCAUGAAGCCAACCAACUUUAAUGAGCUCCACCAAAUCCUGCGUCAAAAACGCAAUCACAACCAGAACUGUGUUGACGGCUACCAAAAGCAUGUUUAAAGAGAACCUUGCUAAACAUCAAUGCUAGGGUAUUUAAUCAUGUCUGUUUCAUUUUCAGAGAGAAAAUCUGUAAUAAAUGUCAAUGUAUUGACAAAACACAAAAUAAAUUAAGUUGUAUAAUCAUCUACCUUAGGGAAAAACUUUAAAUAAGUACUUAAAAGCCCCAACUGAACAGAUCAUUCAUGUCCAUGGUUGGUUUAUUUCUGAACUUGUGAUUGGAACCUUUUAUAGUACAUAAUGUGUUUUCAACAGUCUGUCUCAUCAUUCACUUCAUCAACAUCAACUUCAGUAUUCAACAGAUGCAUGGAAAACAUUUGAUUUAAUUUAGUUUUUCUUGUUAAUGACACUUAAAUAUCCCUAUUUUGUAAAACAAAGCAUGUUGGCUCAGAACAGCUAAACUGACCCCAGAAAACUUGAUCAUUUCAGUUUUUUAUUACUGAGCAGGUGUCACUCUGUGUGGUGGUCUACUCAUCUCAAAAUGUAAGUUUUACAUGGACUCUUUCAGUCUUUCUGUGAUUGUACAAUAAACUUGAGAUAAAUACAUAUUUUUUUAAAGUCAAAAUGUCAAGUCUUUUAUUCAUCUGUAUUUUCAAAGAUUUGUUUUUCAUUUUUCCUCAUAAACAUAACUGUUGUCUUUUAUUUCCAGGGAUUUGUACAUAAUCUGGAAAAAUCAAUGUGUGUUCUCCAGGUUUCGUUAAGUAUGAGAAAUUAAGACACUAGCUUUCCUGUGAACCUGCAAGGAUAAGUGAGUAUAGAGAACAGAUGGAGUGUGGAAAUGCAGAUUUAGAUUUGUAUUUAUACACUCUCAGAAUAUUAAAGUGGAAGAUGGAAAAGGAUAAA